CCAAAUUUAACAAUCCACCCGCCUAAUUUCAACGAACCCUCGUAAAUUAAACCACAACAACUGCCACUUUUCACCACCCUAACAGCAACCCAAACCGAAACAUCUUAAACCAGCCGUCCUACCGUCCCAGAGGAAGAGAAGGAUCUUCGAAAAGGUCCCUAAUUCGCGAGACCUUUCAAUAAUAUGCUCUAAUACCACUACACCUGUAGACUCGUAUAGCCUUUCACCGUUUCUUUUAUCCAAUUCAACAACUUUCAUCAUUUUUUUAAUUUCAGAUCCAGGGAGAUAUAGCUUAAAAAACUAUUCUCGGGGUCUCUAAUUCAACAAAACGGAAUUCAGGGGUUCCCGCUUGAUGAAUGCGACGUCGUGAAGUAGCUGAGUCUUCGACGUCGACAUUGGAGAGCGGUGACGUGGCGAGUUGUAAAAAAAAGUCGUUUCGAUAUUGAAGUUGCAGUUCUAGCAUGGAGGAUCACAAGUCAAAUGAGCUGCUGAUACUAUACGCCUCGCAAACCGGCAACGCAUUGGACGCCGCCGAACGUGUUGGCCGUGAAGCCGAGCGCAGGGGUUGCUCCGUUGUUAUUCGUUCCAUGGACGACUUUGAUGCUGGAUCCUUGCCUCAAGAGGACACUGUAAUCUUUGUUGUUUCUACCACAGGCCAGGGAGAUACUCCAGAUUCAAUGAAGGUGUUUUGGAGGUUUCUUCUGCAAAAGACCUUGAGUAAGCAAUGGCUGAAAGGUGUUCAUUAUGCUGUAUUUGGAUUGGGUGAUUCUGGCUACCAGAAAUAUAAUUUUGCUGCAAAAAAGCUUGAUAAUAGACUUUCAGAUCUUGGAGCUAUGGCUGUCGUUGAACGAGGUUUAGGAGAUGAUCAGCAUCCUUCUGGCUAUGAAGGUGCUUUGGAUCCAUGGAUGCUAUCUUUGUGGAGUAGGUUGUAUCAAGUCAAUUCCUCAUUCUUCCCACAAGGUCCAGAUUUUGCGGUACCAGACACAAAAUUAAUUGAUCGACGAAAAGUUUACAUCACAUAUCAUAACAUUAGCAAUGCAGAUUCCCAUAUAUCUAUUGCCUCAGAUUUGAAAGGUAUUCAGACAAAAAUUGAGGCCGCGCGUUCCAUGUCUUCUGGAAAUCUCUCCAGUUACAAGAAUAGGCCUGAUUGCUUUCUUAAAAUGGUUAAAAAUCAACAAUUGACUAGAGAAGGGUGUGGAAAGGACGUGCGUCACUUUGAAUUUGAAUUUGUUUCAGAGGUUAUUGAAUAUGAAGUUGGUGAUGUUGUUGAGGUUCUCCCUUCUCAGGACCCUGCUGCAGUCAAUGCUUUCAUACAGCGUUGUAACUUGGAUGCAGAAGCAUUUAUCACCGUUCAUUAUAGAGAGAGAAAUAACAAUCUUCCUACUAUAGAAAUCCCUAUAAAAUUAAAAACUUUUGUGGAAUUGACUAUGGAUGUGGCAUCAGCUUCCCCUAGACGCUAUUUCUUUGAGGUUAUGAGUUUUUUCGCAACAGCUGAACAUGAAAAGGAAAGACUUCAAUAUUUUGCCUCACCUGAAGGAAGAGAUGAUCUGUACAAAUACAACCAGAAGGAAAGAAGAACUGUUCUGGAGGUAUUAGAGGAUUUCCCGUCGGUGCAAAUGCCAUUUUAUUGGCUAGUGCAGUUGGUUCCUCCAUUAAAAACAAGGGCUUUCUCCAUUUCUUCUUCCCUUUUGGCUCACCCCAAUCAAGUGCACUUGACUGUCAGUGUCGUGUCAUGGAUGACACCUUAUAAGAGGAAGCGGAGGGGUCUCUGCUCAACGUGGCUUGCAAGUCUUGAUCCUCAACAAGGAACAUACAUUCCAUCAUGGUUUCAUAAAGGUUGUCUUCCACGGCCAGCACAAUCAACUCCCCUCAUUCUUGUUGGGCCUGGAACUGGAUGUGCGCCAUUUCGUGGAUUUGUAGAGGAAAGAGCCAUUCAAUCUCUGACUGGUCCAACUGCUCCAAUUAUCUUCUUCUUUGGUUGCCGAAACAACGAGAAUGACUUUUUGUACAGAGAUUUUUGGUUGUCUCAUUCAGAAAACAAUGGGGUACUUUCAGAAGCAAAGGGUGGAGGAUUUUAUGUUGCCUUCUCAAGAGACCAAGCAAAGAAAAUUUAUGUUCAGCAUAAGAUGCAGGAACAUGGUCUGAGAAUUUGGAAUUUGCUGCUUGAGGGGGCAUCUAUAUAUAUUGCCGGCUCAUCAACCAAAAUGCCCUCCGAUGUUUGGGCAGCCUUUGAGAAAAUUGGAUCGGAAGAAAGUGGCGCUCCAAAGGACUCUGCUGCAAUCUGGCUUAAGUCUUUGCAAAGGGCCGGUAGAUACCAUGUUGAAGCAUGGUCCUGAACUAUGCUUUUAUUUAUAUAUUUUCUUUAGGUUAUCGGCUAUCCUUCGAAUGUGAAAGUGAAAGGUAAAGGAGAUAUUAUAGAGUAUCGUAGAAAGGUUGGGUAAUAAUAAUAGGUAAAUAUUGUAAAAUGGCGAAAACAAACAGUGCAGAUUUGUCAUGGGCUAGAAUUUUCGACCGGCCGUGCAGAACCUUGAGCUGUGACAGGAGUCUUCUCGGAGGGAAUAUUUAUUUGUCCAUUGCUAAGAUUAGGCUUUUAAGUUUUAUUGUUGUAAGCCUGAACUCAGGUUCGUUAUUCAGUUUUCAUUAUUCAGUUCAGAAAUUGUUAAAGUUAUAUUUUGGACUGAUAUGGAAGAUUCUGUCUUUUUUAUCAUUA
Mangifera indica (mango) is the source of this 2710-nucleotide messenger RNA. RefSeq names its product NADPH-dependent diflavin oxidoreductase 1. The transcript has 13 exons. Gene Ontology annotation, molecular function: flavin adenine dinucleotide binding; NADPH-hemoprotein reductase activity; FMN binding. The record is from RefSeq and is a predicted model, not a curated record. Lineage: Eukaryota; Viridiplantae; Streptophyta; Magnoliopsida; Sapindales; Anacardiaceae. The coding region runs from base 462 to 2336 and encodes 624 amino acids. Gene Ontology annotation, cellular component: cytosol.